Molecule: messenger RNA, 1428 nt
Organism: Perca flavescens (yellow perch)
Lineage: Eukaryota; Metazoa; Chordata; Actinopteri; Perciformes; Percidae
Gene: trir
Product: telomerase RNA component interacting RNase
Exons: 3
Coding region: 552-1049 (165 amino acids)
Molecular function (GO): 5'-3' exonuclease activity; 3'-5' exonuclease activity
Source: RefSeq, a predicted model, not a curated record
UCGACGUCAUCAGGAGAAAUUAAACAUGGCCGACAGCCAGUCGGUGCUAGAUGGCGAAAGUUAGCUAAACGCGUUGGGUGAAAUCUGCGAACCUCUCGGUCUUUGCUGCAGGUAUUUGAACUUUGUUGCGUGCUUUGACUGUAGCGUUAUAUUUGGGAACAUCUCGCCCGUUAAAUGGAGGUUCUAGUUGAGUGCGUUUGUCCGUAAAAGGCCUCAGUAAACCGGACGUUAGCCCGCAGUGUUAGCCACGUUAGCUGCUUUUGUUUUUGUAGCGUUAACAUUAACGUUAUGCGCUAGAAGGCUGGCACCGGGAAGCCUCGUUAACCUUUUAUAUUUGACUUUUUCUUAGUGUGUUUUUCGGAACUGGACUUGUAGGUUUUUUUAGGUGGCUCGCCUGCGGAGGUUUUAGUUUCGUGUUGGGGUCCGGGUCCGGGGUGGGGUCCUGCCCGUCUUGCAGCGUGUCGGCGGUGCUGUUUAUUUGAUGCCAGCUUCGCAGAAACGGACUGUACCUGUUGGGGGACAUUACGACAACAUGGAUUCAAAGCGCUCACAUGGAAGACCUCAGACCGCCAGACCCGGCGGAGGGCAGCAGCAGCAGCAGCAGCAGCAGCAGCAGCGACUCCAGCCCCGCGUCCCCCUCCAGCAGACCCGCACCGGCGGCGAGCAAUGCCCCGGUUCCCGGGGGAAACGCGUUCGCCAACGACGGCAGCUUCAUGGAGAUGUUCAAGAAGAAGAUGGAGGAGGAGAAGAGGAAAAAGCAGACGCAGCAAACAAGUGGAGAGGAGAGGAGAGCCACCACCGAGCAAGGACAGACAUCAGUGGAAAAGAAGCCCCCUCCCGUGACCAGCUUUGUAAGGGGUUUGGCAGUUGUGGGGAAGCGCAGAGGUGGUGUGUUCCUAAAGACCGGCAUGGUUGCGAAGAAGCAGAAAGACGACUCAGAAGCGGAGCCAGGCAAGAGCGAUGCUUGGUCAAAGUACAUGGCUGAGGUCAAAAAGUACAAAGCCCACCAGUGUGGUGACGACGAUAAGACCCGCCCUCUGGUCAAGUAGGUCUCCGAAGGGGCCCGACUACGUGGAAGCGACGAUGUUUUGAGGGGACGAGCGUCUGGGAGAAGCUCCGGGAGGACCGGGCCAGUCCUGACCUUCUCACGCUGCCACUUCAAGUCCCCCCUUCGCAUCAAGUCUUUCACAAACUGCUUAGAUUGACAGGCCUUUCCCCCAUUUUUGUAAUGUUUUUUUGUUUCUCUUUAUUUGUCGGACUCCGGUAAUCGAAAGUCCGAAGGUGAUCCAUAGACCUGCCGUUCAUUAUUGAUGAUUAUUAAAUGUUUUCACAUUUUCUUAUGUCUGGGUUAAGUUUAGGUUUCCUUAAUAGUUGGGUUUGAUUUAAUAGCCAAAUCAAGGUGACCAUUAAAUCUCCACGGCCCAUUAA